AUGUACGAGACCGUUCCAGAAACCGCUCGCUACGAGUUUUAUCCCGGCUACCUACAACAGAUUCGACCCGGAAUCUUACAGCAGCCGGCCCAGCUCAUCAUACUAACCGGCCGAGCCUUUAUAUCCCGAGCAGGAGAGUAUGCAGAAAGAAGAACUUGGAGCUUGGCAACAUGGCGUUAACAAGUCUUCGGGAACUUCCUCGGUGAACCAUGAAGAACGAUCUGUCUCGGAACAGAAGCAGGAAAGCCUCGAGCCGGAAUCUGAAGACCAUUCUCAAAAUCAAGAUAUCCAGGCCUUGCAAGAAAGUAUUCGAAAGCUUCAGUUGAGCCUCGAAUCAGAGACGGACCGGAGACAGAGACUGGAACGUGAGAAUCAAGAGUUGAAGGAAAAGGAGGCUGAGAGUUUACUGUCAGAAAUUAUGCAGCUUCGAAGCUCCAACGAUGAGCUACGGAUGACUCUUACAACCACGGAGAUAGAACUCGAAGCCAAUAAAAGGGAGCAUGAGGAGAUGUGCGAAGAUUACCAAGAGGAGAUGAAGAAGAAAACAGCCAAGAUUGAGGAACUCUACUCGGAAGCAAGAGAAUUGAAGGCAAAGUUGUGUGAGCUUAAUCUUGAAAUGGAGGAUGAGAAGUUCUCGCAAGGAGAGUUCUUAAACGAAGAACCUUUAUCAUCCUCGGCUGGAUGUAUGAAAUGCAAGCAUCUGCGUCUGCAGCUAAAGGGCUCUAACAAGAAGCUCCAAGACCUAGGGCCAUGCACACAAGCUCUUUGUGACAUCCGACUCAUUUUCUUGAUUUCAAAGGAUGGAGGAAGGGGCUUGGAUCGUGCCAUCUGGCAAGGGAAUACUGUUGCGCAUUGUGGAAACAUCCUUGUCGACGUCUUUCUAUUUAUAUCGGGCUACUUCAAUCGCGAGGAACAUGCUGAAAUGUUCUUUCGCUUAUACAACCGAUCUAUCGACAUCUUUUUAGAUCCGAAGUUCGAUUUCGAUGCUCUGAGAAAAAUGCCAAAGGUCUGCGGUAUCAUAAACGCCCGGGCAACAAUGGCUCACCAAGAUUCCUCUACCAAAAACUCUAAUAAUAUUGGCAUCGACCGAACCUUUGAGGAUUUGGAGAAGGCAUUCGACAUACUCUGGAACCGCUACAUCGGAUCUGGUAAAAUGGAGCGCUUGGAAAGUCUUCCCGAAAUCUCAGACAUACACAAAGAGAUGGAAUGUUUGUCAACUAGUAUUGUUAAGUUGGGAACGGCACGUCGUAAGAAGAAAGGAAAAGGUCCAAAUAAGUCUCCACUACCAUCUUCCGACUCUUCUGGGUAUCAAGGAGAUGGAUCGAGUCGCUAG
Hymenoscyphus albidus is the source of this 1333-nucleotide messenger RNA. Lineage: Eukaryota; Fungi; Ascomycota; Leotiomycetes; Helotiales; Helotiaceae. The record is from the annotation of a GenBank genome assembly.